AUGGGGCAGCACCAAAACCUCAAAAGAAAAAGAGGCGCUGAUCCUGACCAUCAGACAGCAAGAGAACAUGAUGCUCAGCCACCUCCUCUGAGUAUUGAAGUGCCUAAAAUGAGAGAUCUUCCAAACAAGUCAAAACCUUGGAGUGAUGUCCAGCUCCCUGUUGACAUUCUCUUGUUGACGGUGAAAGACUGUGAGUUCUUGGCAUGUUAUACAUACUUGAAAAAUGCCUUCAAAAGUUAUCUUUUGAACCUUGGACAUGUGUACUUUGGGACAAUGGGUGAAAGUGGAGAGGAAUCACUGAAAGUUGCUUUGAUGAGAUGUUCUAAAGGUUCUUCUGGUCCAAGUGGUUCUUUAGUUACCAUCAAAAAUGCAGUGGUGCAACUGGGACCCAAAGCUGUGUUUUUUGUUGGCUGCUGCACUGGUUUUAACCAGAAAGGCACCAACUUAGGAGAUGUGGUUGUAUCCUCUACACUAACAACUGAUGAAUUCACAACCCCUGUAAGAAGAAAUAUUGCCAACCUGAUCAGAUUUUCAACUGAAGGAUGGAAUCCACCAUUAAAAGAUCCAUCAGCUGGAGAACAAGUACAAGUACACCGUGACACCGGCAUAUUGAGUGGCGUUAAUGAGCCAGCCAUUGCCAAACAACACCGUAGUUCCGAGUCUCAUAUGAUUGCUUCUGAAAGGGAAGGGGAAGGUAAGAUUUUGUAUAAAUCACUGAUUUUAUAACUGACAGUUACAAUUUUAGGUAUAUUAUGCAGUGUCUGGAGAUUGAGUUUUACUAAGUUGCACGUCCAGCUAAAGCCUAACCCUGGUAUCACAGUUCGUCAUUGGUAACCACAUAUUUCAACGUACACUAUUUACAUGUAGCAGAGUUGCAAUUAUUGUGACCACGUGUGACCAUGGUGUGUGACAUAAAAUGGGCUGUGUUUGAUAUACAGAAUCUGAAAGAAUUAAUAACAAUAGAUAACAACAGAUGUUGGACGGACUAUGACAAUGGAUCAAGAACAGAACAUUAUGAAUAAAAAUGUAGAUUAAAAACAGUGGAUUCCAUUAUAUGAAAGUCUACCCCAUGAAGUUCUAGAUCAUAUGUAUUUCCACACUGCCAACCAUGUCUUCGUGACCGUGGGGUUGUUAUCAUGUCUACAAAUUACGAAAAGUUCAGGUAUUACUAUAGUGAACCAAGUGUAAUGGCUAAGCAUUAAUUUCCAUGUUGAGUUAAAUUUCUGCUUUGUGUUUAUCAGGUUCAACCACACACCUGAAAAAUCUCAUUUUGCGUGGUCUCUAUUUUUUCUUUCCAUUUGUAGGACUGUUUGCUGCAGCCCAUGAUUUGAACCUUGAAUGGGUGAUUGUUAAAGGGAUAUCUCAUUUUUCUAAUGAUAGUAACACUCCUGAUGAAUCCUGGAAGUCAUUUGCAUCCAUCAUGGCAGCUUCUCUUGUAUCUAACAUGUUAAAUGAUCCAGUUGUUUUUAAUGAGUGGCCUCACUAUGAAAGUAUGUAU
This is a messenger RNA of Porites lobata, 1498 nucleotides long. Lineage: Eukaryota; Metazoa; Cnidaria; Anthozoa; Scleractinia; Poritidae. The record is from the annotation of a GenBank genome assembly.